Molecule: messenger RNA, 264 nt
Organism: Arabis nemorensis
Lineage: Eukaryota; Viridiplantae; Streptophyta; Magnoliopsida; Brassicales; Brassicaceae
Source: the annotation of a GenBank genome assembly
AUGAUGGAGAAAGCUAUAAUCGCGGAUGCUAGGAAUCCGCUCCCGAAGUACUACAAGGCUAACAUAUUAAUCAGCCUCGGUGAUUAUCACAAAGAUUGUGCUCCUCAAGAGAGCAGUGUCCAUGGGUUGUUUGGAAGGUUAGACCACCCCUUAACCAUUCUUUUGCUCUACAAGCAUCAUAUCAUGCAAGAGAAGAUGGAAACAGCUCUUGAGGUUCUUCUUCGUUGGGAAAAGCAAAUGAAACCAGAAAUUCAAAGAGAUUGA